Messenger RNA from Perognathus longimembris pacificus (Pacific pocket mouse), 2456 nucleotides. RefSeq names its product doublecortin like kinase 1 (gene Dclk1). The coding region runs from base 164 to 2353 and encodes 729 amino acids. Gene Ontology annotation, cellular component: axoneme; neuron projection. The record is from RefSeq and is a predicted model, not a curated record. Gene Ontology annotation, molecular function: ATP binding; protein kinase activity; microtubule binding. Gene Ontology annotation, biological process: photoreceptor cell development; neuron migration; intracellular signal transduction. Lineage: Eukaryota; Metazoa; Chordata; Mammalia; Rodentia; Heteromyidae. The transcript is spliced from 18 exons.
CCCCACAGCUGCCGUCUCCCCGCCUGCGACCCCGCAGCACCCCAACCCCGGCCGCGCCCAACCCCGGGCGAGGACAGCUUCGGGAAGCGGCUCCGAUCGUGGCCACAAAGACCCCCCAGCCCAGCGGCGAUUCUCGGAGGACCGGUUCCACUCGCAGUCCAUCAUGUCCUUCGGCAGAGACAUGGAGCUGGAGCACUUCGAUGAGCGGGACAAGGCGCAGAGGUACAGCCGGGGGUCUCGGGUGAACGGUCUGCCCAGCCCCACGCACAGCGCCCAUUGCAGCUUCUACCGCACCCGCACGCUGCAGACGCUCAGCUCCGAGAAGAAAGCCAAGAAGGUGCGCUUCUACCGGAAUGGAGACCGUUACUUCAAAGGGAUUGUGUACGCCAUCUCCCCUGACCGCUUCCGAUCCUUUGAGGCCCUGCUGGCUGAUUUGACCCGAACUCUGUCGGAUAACGUGAAUCUGCCCCAGGGAGUGAGAACAAUCUACACCAUCGAUGGGCUCAAGAAGAUUUCCAGUCUGGACCAACUGGUAGAAGGAGAGAGCUAUGUGUGCGGCUCCAUUGAGCCCUUCAAGAAACUGGAGUAUACCAAGAAUGUGAACCCCAACUGGUCAGUGAAUGUCAAGACCACCUCAGCCUCCAGGGCAGUGUCUUCACUGGCCACGGCCAAAGGGAGCCCAUCAGAAGUGCGAGAGAAUAAGGAUUUCAUUCGGCCCAAGCUGGUCACCAUCAUCCGAAGUGGGGUGAAGCCACGGAAAGCUGUAAGGAUUCUGCUGAACAAGAAGACAGCUCAUUCCUUCGAGCAGGUCCUCACUGAUAUAACUGAUGCCAUCAAGCUGGAUUCGGGAGUGGUGAAACGCCUGUAUACCUUGGAUGGGAAACAGGUGAUGUGCCUUCAGGACUUUUUUGGUGAUGAUGACAUUUUUAUUGCAUGUGGACCGGAGAAGUUCCGUUACCAAGAUGAUUUCUUGCUAGAUGAAAGUGAAUGUCGUGUGGUGAAGUCCACUUCUUACACCAAAAUAGCUUCAUCAUCCCGCCGGAGCACCACCAAGAGCCCAGGGCCUUCCCGGCGCAGCAAAUCCCCGGCCUCUACCAGCUCAGUUAAUGGAACCCCUGGCAGUCAGCUUUCUACUCCCCGUUCAGGCAAGUCGCCAAGUCCAUCACCCACCAGCCCGGGAAGCCUGCGGAAGCAGAGGAGCUCUCAACAUGGCGGCUCCUCUACUUCACUUGCAUCCACCAAAGUCUGCAGUUCGAUGGAUGAGAAUGAUGGCCCUGGGGAAGAAGUGUCCGAGGAAGGCUUCCAGAUUCCAGCCACGAUAACAGAACGAUAUAAAGUCGGGAGGACAAUAGGAGACGGGAAUUUUGCUGUUGUCAAGGAAUGUGUAGAGAGGUCAACUGCUAGAGAGUAUGCUCUGAAAAUUAUCAAGAAAAGUAAAUGUCGAGGCAAAGAGCACAUGAUCCAGAAUGAGGUGUCGAUUUUAAGAAGAGUGAAGCAUCCGAAUAUUGUGCUUCUGAUCGAGGAGAUGGAUGUCCCGACUGAGCUCUAUCUUGUCAUGGAAUUAGUAAAGGGAGGAGACCUUUUUGAUGCUAUUACUUCCACUAACAAAUACACUGAGCGAGAUGCCAGUGGGAUGCUGUACAACCUGGCCAGCGCCAUCAAAUACCUGCACAGCCUGAAUAUCGUCCAUCGGGACAUCAAGCCAGAGAACCUGCUGGUUUAUGAACACCAGGAUGGAAGUAAAUCACUGAAGCUGGGUGACUUUGGACUGGCCACCAUUGUCGAUGGCCCCCUGUACACCGUGUGCGGCACCCCAACAUAUGUGGCUCCAGAGAUCAUUGCUGAAACUGGAUAUGGGCUGAAGGUGGAUAUCUGGGCAGCUGGAGUCAUCACUUACAUCCUGCUCUGUGGUUUCCCUCCAUUUCGUGGAAGUGGCGAUGACCAGGAGGUGCUGUUUGAUCAGAUCUUGAUGGGGCAAGUGGACUUUCCUUCUCCAUACUGGGACAAUGUUUCUGAUUCUGCAAAGGAGCUUAUCACCAUGAUGCUGUUGGUCAAUGUGGAUCAGCGAUUUUCAGCUGUGCAGGUCCUUGAGCAUCCCUGGGUUAAUGAUGAUGGCCUCCCUGAAAAUGAACAUCAGCUGUCAGUAGCUGGGAAGAUAAAGAAGCAUUUCAACACAGGCCCCAAGCCGAACAGCACAGCAGCUGGAGUUUCUGUCAUAGCACUGGACCACGGGUUUACCAUCAAGAGAUCAGGGUCUUUGGACUACUACCAACAACCAGGAAUGUAUUGGAUAAGACCACCGCUCUUGAUAAGGAGAGGCAGGUUUUCCGACGAAGACGCAACCAGGAUGUGAGAAACCGGUUCAAGGCCCAGCCAGCCCCUCCGGAACUCAACUCGGAAUCCGAAGACUACUCCCCCAGCUCCUCCGAGACUGUUCGCUCCCCCAACUCUCCCUU